Molecule: messenger RNA, 1779 nt
Organism: Gadus chalcogrammus (walleye pollock)
Lineage: Eukaryota; Metazoa; Chordata; Actinopteri; Gadiformes; Gadidae
Product: dnaJ homolog subfamily B member 5-like
Exons: 4
Coding region: 52-1227 (391 amino acids)
Biological process (GO): negative regulation of transcription by RNA polymerase II
Cellular component (GO): cytosol
Molecular function (GO): protein-folding chaperone binding
Source: RefSeq, a predicted model, not a curated record
CAUCAGCACCACUCUAAACGCGACUGCAAAGCCAAAAAAGGACCAACAACCAUGGUGCUUAUCUGGACCCAGUUUGGUGUAAAAAACAAGAAUGUCAACUGCAAAGUACGAGUUAUGCACCGGGAUGACAGCUCCAGCUCAAACUCCUCUUCGUCGGGGGAGAGCAGCCGGUCGGACCAAGAGGUGCCCUGUCUGUCCAUCAAGCCGGCGGGGAAGGACUUCUAUAAGCUCCUGGGCGUGCCGGCCGACGCCAGCGAAGACGACAUCAAGAAGGCCUACAGGCGGAUGGCGCUGAAGUUCCACCCGGACAAGAACAGCGACCCCGACGCAGAGGACAAGUUCAAGGAGAUCGCGGAGGCCUACGAGAUCCUCACUGACCCCAAGAAGAGGGCAAUCUACGACCAGUAUGGGGAGGAAGGUCUUAAAAAUGGAAACAGCACGUCAAUGGCGAGCCACGGCAAUGCCCACCGCAGCGGUUUCCAGGGCGAUGCGCGGGCCACCUUCUCCACCUUCUUCCACGGCUCCGAGAGCUUUGACAUCUUCUUCGGCUCCGACGUGGACAGCAGCAGCAGCGGCGGCGGCAGCGGCAGUGACGAUGAUGCCUUCAACCCCUUCAGCCGCUUUGUCUUCACCCAGGGGGGCGGCGAGGGGGGCCGCAGAGGCCGGCGCCGCCGCCUUCAGGGCCUUGCCGUGGUCCAUGACCUCCUGGUCAGCCUGGAGGAGGUGUUCAGCGGCUGCACCAAGCACGUCAAGAUCAGCCGUAGCCGCCUCAACCCCGACGGUCGCAGCCUGCGGUCGGAGGACAAGGUGCUGGACGUGGUGGUGAAGAAAGGUUGGAGGGCGGGCACCAAGAUCACCUUCCCCCGCGAGGGUGACGAGACGCCCAACAACACGCCCGCUGACCUCACUUUCGUGCUGCGCGACAAGAAGCACGUGCAGUACAAGCGGGACGGCUCCAACAUCGUGUACACGGCUAAGAUCACCCUCAAAGAGGCUCUCUGCGGAUGCACGGUCAACGUGCCAACGUUGGACAACCGCAUGAUGCCGCUGCCCAGCAGUGACAUCAUAAAGCCGGGCUCGGUGCGGCGCCUGCGGGGGGAGGGCCUGCCACUGCCCCGGACCCCCGCGCAGCGGGGCGACCUGCUGGUGGAGUUCCAGGUCCUGUUCCCAGACCGGAUCCCACCCCAGUCCCGGGAGAUAAUCAAACACAGCCUAGCCAAGUGCUAAGGUGCUAAAGGAGGGAAUCAUGAUGAGGAGUCAUGUGUGUGCUGAGAGUUCAUGCAAUCGCAGCCCUUGUCUGUAAGGUGCUGGUGUCCUGAUCAACCAAUCACAAGCCUGUCUUAUUGUGUUUGGGAUGAGACGGCAGUGAGACCGAAGGGCUGACUUGACUUUUGGCGGGGAUUACGUGAGAACAAUGAUGAUGAUGGUGAAGAUAAUGAGGUCUGACUUUUUAAUAGACGAGAGAUGAUGAUUCUACUGUUGCACUUUAGGCAUGCUUGAAACACAGCCCAACAGAGGGUUGGAGGCCCCCAGCAGAAUGGGUCUUGGGUAGUCUGAGGUCUAUAAUAUUCCACUGACUCCAUACUAGCCUUUCCUCUUGAAACAAAAGGACAUUUAUAUGUACUGUUAUACUUGCAGGAAUAUACCUGGUUCCUACAACAGUUUGCAAUUCAGCUCUUGAUUUAUAUGUCUACUUCGAUCUAUAUAUAGAUCGAUAUAGACUCUUAUAUCAUGCCUGAGAGGUAAAACGGUAUGAGGUUUUCAAAGUUAUAUGGUGUU